Molecule: messenger RNA, 1464 nt
Organism: Manacus vitellinus (golden-collared manakin)
Lineage: Eukaryota; Metazoa; Chordata; Aves; Passeriformes; Pipridae
Gene: GCNT3
Product: glucosaminyl (N-acetyl) transferase 3, mucin type
Cellular component (GO): membrane
Molecular function (GO): acetylglucosaminyltransferase activity
Source: RefSeq, a predicted model, not a curated record
AUGCGGCUGUGGAGCGGGCAGGUGCCGGGCGCCCCCGCUCGCUGGGCGCUGCUCCUGCCCCCGCUGGCCCUGCUGGCCGCAGCCCUGGCCCUGCGAGAGGCCGCCCGGCCCUGCCCCGCCGACGGGCCCCGUGACCGCAGGCGCCUGUACCGCGCCCUGGAGCUGCCCCCCGGCCGCGGCAUCAACUGCUCGGGCAUCGUCCGCGGAGACCGCAGGGCCAUCGAGGAGGCGCAGCUCCGCAACCUGGAGGUGGCGAACAGGAGGGCUCCGCUGACGCCCGGCCACUACCUGAACAUGACGAGGGACUGCAGCGCCUUCAGGCAGACCCGGCGCUUCAUCGAGUUCCCGCUGAGCCAGGAGGAGGCGGAGUUCCCCAUCGCCUACUCCAUUGUCAUCCACAACAAAAUCGAGAUGGUCGAGCGGCUCCUGCGCCGUCCCUCUACGCCCCCCCAGAAAACGUCGUACUGCCGUGCACGUGACAGCAAGUCCCCGGCCGCCUUCCAGGAGGCCGUGCGGGCCAUCGCAGGCUGCUUCCCCAACGUCUUCGUGGCCAGCCGCCUGGAAAACGUGGUCUACGCCUCCUGGUCCCGGCUGCAGGCCGACCUCAACUGCAUGCGGGACCUGCUGCGGAGCCCCGUGCCCUGGCGGUACCUGCUCAACACCUGCGGCACCGACUUCCCCAUCAAGACCAACGCCGAGAUCGUGCGCGCCCUGAAGGUGCUGCAGGGCCGGAACAGCCUGGAGUCGGAGAAGCCCUCGGCGGCCAAGCGGGCGCGCUGGCAGUUCCACCACGAGGUGGGGAAGGCCAUCUCCCGGACCGACAUAGAGAAGCUGCCGCCGCCCCUCAACUGCCCCAUGUUCACGGGCAACGCGUACAUCGUGGUGACACGGGGCUUCGUGCGGCACCUCUUCGAGAACCCCACGGCACAGAAGUUCCUCGAGUGGUCCAAGGACACCUACAGCCCUGACGAGCACGUGUGGGCCACCCUGACCCGCAUGCCGGGCGUGCCGGGGGCCGUGCCCCACAACGACAAGUUCCAGCUGUCGGACAUGAACGCCCUUCCCCGCCUGGUCAAGUGGGAGUACCUGGAGGGCGACCCCAGCAAGGGCGCGCCGUACCCGCCCUGCACCGGCCGCCACCAGCGCUCCGUCUGCAUCUACGGGGCGGGCGACGUGCCCUGGAUGCUGCAGCAGCACCAUCUCUUGGCCAACAAGUUCGACCCCGAGGUGGACGAUGCCGCAAUCCUGUGCCUCGAGGAGCACCUGCGCCACAGGGCCGCUCUAUGCGGCCGCGGGUGCUCUGAGGGGACCGCGGGACCCCCGCCAGCACCUAGCGCCUCCCGGGCCAGCCCCUGCCGCCCUCACCGGGCCAGCCCGCCGCCUGCUCCCGGGCCAGAACAUGGCCACCUCCUGGGCGAGCCCCGCCGAGGGCGCCGCGGGGACACCGGGAGGGGAUCCCUCUGA